Monosiga brevicollis MX1 is the source of this 7173-nucleotide messenger RNA. RefSeq lists its product as uncharacterized. Gene Ontology annotation, biological process: protein phosphorylation; multicellular organism development; cell surface receptor protein tyrosine kinase signaling pathway. The transcript is spliced from 7 exons. The record is from RefSeq and is a predicted model, not a curated record. The coding region runs from base 1 to 7173 and encodes 2390 amino acids. Gene Ontology annotation, molecular function: ATP binding; protein binding; transmembrane receptor protein tyrosine kinase activity. Gene Ontology annotation, cellular component: signaling receptor complex. Lineage: Eukaryota; Choanoflagellata; Craspedida; Salpingoecidae.
AUGCCGUUCUUGGCUAUGCAAGCCCGAGCACUGCUCGUGGCCGCUGCCCUGGUCAUGCUGCUGGGCAGUGGCCCCGCUCUUGUUCAAGCCACCACCAACUGCUACUACGGAGAAUUCUAUAACCUCACUUCCACCGAGUGCCAACUCUGCCCUCCCAGCACCUUUAAGAGCAGCCGCUACCAUCGCGACAACAACUGCGACAACUGCCCCUCCGACAGAUACUCGUCAGAAUAUGGUCAGCGCUAUUGCUGGGCCUGCCCCGAAGGCCAGGUCCCCACCGAAAAUCGCACCGCCUGCCAAGUUUGUCCUGCAGGAACCUACAUUGGCAACGGUGGGUCCGAUUGCAAGGCCUGCCCCCGCGGCAAGUACCAGCCCUACCCAGGCCAAUCUACUUGCCUCUCCUGCGAGCCCGGCAAGUAUCAAUACGAAGAAGGCCAAGAAACCUGCCUCGACUGCCCCGCUGGUCUCUACAACAGCCAGACUGGCCGCACCAGCUGCAAACUCUGUGGCAAUGGCCGCUAUUCCCCCGCAACCGGCGCCGUAGGCUGCUUGACCUGCCGCCCGGGCAAAUACCAGGGCGGUGAACAAACUCCGACCGAGUGCCUCACUUGCCAGCCUGGAACAUUCAUGCAUUGGUAUGGAUACUCCUAUUGCCGCGAUUGCCCCGCAAAUUCGUUCGCCAACUUUUCGGGCGCUUAUGAGUGCCCCAGAGUCAAGGCCGGCGAAGCAGCCCCGGAGCCGGGCAUGACCGAGCCCAUUCGAUGCCCCAAUGGCACGUACAACUACCGCGUUGGCUACAGCUGCCGAAACAUCCCCGCCGGUCGCGAAGCCGUCGGCUAUGAUCAGGAAUUUAACCCUUACUACGAAUACGACUGCCGCCCCGGCCACUACACCAAUCUCAGCCACCCGUAUCACAAGUGCGCCCCAUGUCCCGCCGGCUCUUAUCAGAGCCAACACCGCAAAGAGAGCUGCAAUGAGUGCCCCGAGGGCAAGUACACGGACCGUAUCCGACAAACAGCGUGUCGUGACUUCUCCGACGUGCCGGCCGGCUACGAGUUGCAAAGCAAUGGCACCGCUUCCUCUGAUCGUGUCUUGGUCCCAUGCCCACCCAACACGUUUCGCACUGGUCGCGAUGGCACCCACUCCCCAUGCCUGCCUUGUCCAGCGGAAACCACGAGUCCCGGCGCUGCAGGCUACUGCACCUAUGCCGCCAACGCGGCCGACUGUACGCCUGGUGAAUACUAUGACGGCGCCCAAUGCCAGACUUGCAGCUCCAACCACUAUACCACAGACAGCAACGCACACACCUGUGCCGAUCAGCGGGAUUGCCUUCCAGGCCAGUACCAGGUUGCCGCACCCACUCGCAGUAGCGAUCGCCUUUGUGCCCUCUGUGGUCUGGGCACCUACUCGGAGUACAACAAUCGGGCCUCGUGCACAGAAGCGGACAUUUCGCGUGACGAAUUUGUCGAUUAUGAGGGUGCGCACGAAUACAUGAAGGAGCGUGACUGUCUGCCGGGCUCUUAUAUUGCACAAAAUGCCACCACGUCAACCGCCCGCGUUUGCCUCACCUGCCCCGACGGCUCCUUCACCACCCAAUCCAAUCGGCAUGAAUGUGAGCCGCACCAGCACUGUCCACCAGGGACCUACAUCUACUUUCUCGGAGACAUGCGCUCGAAUCGCCAAUGUCGCGAUUGCGGAAAUAAUACCGGUCGAGGCACUUGGGAUCACGACAUGGAGCGAUGCCUCCACUUUGACCACUGCGACCCAGGCUAUGGCACAGUCCAGGAGCCCACCCCAUCCUCCAAUCGCAUCUGCGCACCCUGUGUAGAGGGCAUCUCCUUCAACAACGACGCCAGCGGCGACGGCGUGUGUAAACCCGUCCGCGACGUUUGUGGCCCUGGCGAAGGCUUCAUUGCAGCCGCCACCGUGACCCGCGAUCGGACCUGUCUGGAGUGUCCGUCCAAUUCGUUCAAGACGGACGCCGGGGACCACGAUUGCGUGCUGGCCACGACUUGCGGCCAGCUUGAGCGCGAGAUUGUGCCCUUGACCCCCAGCUCCGAUCGCGUCUGUCUGCCCGUCGAGCGCUGUAUCGACAACUACAAUGACUUUGGCGUGCCAUGUGAGUGCAGCGAGGGCUGUCGCCGCUGUUAUCAGAGCACAGACAACACCACCGACUACCUUCUCGUGCGUCGUGACGGCGCCCCAAGCGCAGAUGCCACCAUCAGCAACCCAAUCUGUGCCCGCCCAGUCUCCAAUGCCAACCCCCUUCUGACUGAAGCAGAGCUUGUUGAAAACUGUGCCGCCGAGUGUCGCGGCGAUGCCGAUUGCGUUGGCUUCCAGGUCUACGCCCGAGACCAGUCCGAGGAGCUUCGAGGAACGUGUUGCCUUAAAAAGUCAUUUGAUGAAGACGCGGCCCAGGAUUUGCCCGGCAUUGACUUUUAUCAAAUGAGCGGCUGUUGGUAUUGUCACGGCGGUUACUUCCUUGAUGGUCAACACUGCCAGGCGCUGUCUGACCUCCCGGAACUCGGUGACAACGAGACGUCCCUGGCGCUGCCCCUGGGAUUUGGCAACCAAUCUCUAUACCAAGUCAACCUCACGCGCGUGCCAGGCCUCAACUACUCUUACAGCAUUGUUGACUUCCAAUCCUCCAUCAUGACGCAAGACGACUUUUACAUCGACCCCGAGACUGGAUCGCUCUACACACUCACCAACCUCUCCGCCCUAGGCCAAGUGAUCAUCACCAUUCAGGUCCAAGACAGCCAGGAAGUGUGUUACAUGCGCAUAGACAACCGCAAUCGGAAGGUGCUCUCAGGCUGCAUCUCUUGGGUUCGCGUCGACCUGACCGUCACCGGCUUUUUGAGCUGCCCGGACAGCAUGAUCCACUACAUUCCCCUCUCCCUCACCGAAGACGAAAUUGUCUGGACUGAACCCUUGAUUCCCGCGACGGCCACAAGCGUGGAUGUAUCAGUCAAUACAAAUCAAACCAAUUUUACAGCCGGCUUCUAUACGAUUCGUUACGAGACGACUCCUCUAUCAAACGGAGAUGUGCUGGUCUGUGAGUUUAACAUCACCGCGAUCAACGGCUUUCGCCAGGACCUGGAUUAUCUACGCUAUGAAACCAUUGAUGCAGGCCUUGGCAUUGACUACCUCAUGGAAGAUUCCAUGUAUGACCGGCGCAUGCUGCGUCCAGAAGCCUUUGCCGGCAAUCUAGACCGAGCCAGUUUUGCCUACGGUAUUUACAGCCCUUUUGCCACGCCCUUUAUUUAUCGCCCCGAAGACGGCGUCAACUCUACGCUGCAUGUUCGCCUCGCCUGGUGUCGAACUGGGAGCGAGCUCGUUGAGAGCGAACUCACGCCUCGCCCCGUGGACAUCGUCCUGGCUGGCGUACCCUCUGUCGGCUUCACCGACCUCGGCUCUGGCGUAUCGCCGGAUGAUGGCUGCUUCCUGAUCUGGGCAAUCUCCGACCCCAUCAAUUCGGCCAUCAGCUUUCGACGCAUUGACAUCGAACUUCCCCUUGAAGAUGCCGCUGAGAACGACGACGUUGAAAAUGAUGCCAACAACACGAUUGCCCGUCGUGCUGUGGGUGACCCCUCUGAGUUUGAUCUCUACAGCCCGGUUUCCCCCAGCGGCGUGUACAUGCAACACGAGGCUUCAUCCACAUCAGAGCUCUCCAGCUCCCUCUUGGUUCUGGAAGACGUUCUGCCUCCCACUUGGAUCGGUUGCCCCGUCGAGGCCAUCACGGUCAGCAUUCCCAGCGAGCAAGAGUUGGUGGCAGUCCAGUGGAUCGAGCCUCAAGCCAGUGACAACAUUGGCAUUCUGCGUACAGAGUCCAACUUCAAGCCGGGUGACAACUUUUCCUGGGUCAGCAGCCCGUAUCAAAUUGUCUACACGGCAUACGACCUGUCGGAGCAAAAGGCAGAAUGUCUUUUUGACGUGAUUGUGCAGCCAGAGUUGAGCCCUCUGCCGAUCGAGGCGGGCUUUCGCGUGGCCUUUGAUCGUACCGUUACCAUCUCCGAGGCCUUCCCGUACGGCGAUGAUGAACAAGUCUUGCUGAAUGAAGCAGACCCAGCUUUGACUUUUGAUACAGACUUCAAUGGCACCAACGCACUCGAAUUGCGUAUACUACCCGCCAACGAUGACAUCAUCGAAGUUCGCCAACGUAACGACUCUCAGUUUGCCCAGUUUGUCUUUGAGCUGAGCUGGUCGGUGGAUGGUGAGUUUCCGGAUGUAGCCACUCCCAAUCAGGAUGCUGUGUCGGCGGACAUGCAGUUUGAGCAAUUUCAACGCGACGCCAGCGACGUGAUCAACACAGAGGAUCUGAAUGACUUUGAGCUUCUGUAUGAUGCUCUGUGUCACGUUGAUGCCACAACUGGUCGCAUCGUUCUAAGCGGUGUGUCACGGCCCUUUGCGCAUGGCUUCAAGUUUCAAGGCCUGACUGUGCGAAUCAAAUUUCCGCGCGGCGUUGCCGACGAGAAUGGUACCCUGCCGGCCUCCCAAACUUGGGUUCUGGACCCGGCCAGCAAGGUAGCCCUGCGGCAUCGCAUCAGCCUGACGGUGGCCGAGGCUUAUGAUCCCGAGUUGGCCGAGCCAUUUAUCCUUGUAUAUGAUGAGACCCCGCCCACGUUCUUGAGCUGCCCCACAUCGGCCGUUCAGCAAGCGUUGGUUGGGGACAGCACCGCCACCUUCAACUGGAGCAUGCCCAUCUUCACGGACAAUCGCCCCCUUGGCUUGCGCCUCAGCCAGCGCGCCUACUACCCAGAUGGCCCGUAUGAUGGCGACGUGAAUACGACCAUGGUGGUACCCAUCCGCGACCCCGCUUCGCCCGCACUCGUGGUCGAGUAUACGGCACGCGAUGAAUACGGCAACCGGGAGCAAUGUAUCUUCACACUACGCGCUGUGGACAUUGAGGCGCCCGUGGCUCUGUGCUCCAGUAACACGACCUUUGUGCUUCCCGAGGGUCGGGGUACCUAUGAGAUGCCCUACGCGGCCUGGCGUCCGACCAGUCUGGACAAUUCCAACCUACCCGUGGCCAUCGUGGAGCCUGAAGCAGGAUUGGCCGUGUCAGUGGACGUGGGUGUACACAACGUCUCAGUCACCGUUCAGGAUGCGUGGAACAACACGGGCAAUUGCACAAUGCGGGUAGAGGUGCUGGAUGAGGAGGCGCCCGAGGUGCUAUGCCCCUCUGACGUCGUCGUCGUGGCCCAAUCUGUUGAAUCGGGUGCCAAUGCCACCUGGUCGGCUCCCAUCGUCGUCGACAACGUGGGUGGCGCCGGUGUAUCCUGGGUCGCGGACACGGCCAAUGGCAGUACCUUUCCGCUGGGCUCAAGCAAGGUGAUCAUCAGUGCAACCGAUGCCAGUGGCAACAGUGCCGAGUGCGUUUUUUCCGUCACGGUGCAACAGCCGGCGGCCUCCGCCUCGGCUGACCAGCGCGUGGUGAACGCAGCCAUCAGCGGCGGUACCUUUCUGGUCGUCCUGGUCAUUGUGCUGGCCAUCCUCAUCCGCCGUCAGAUUCUCAAGUCGCGCCAGCCCGCCGACUGGGAAGAUAUCUUCUCCAUGAUUGAGCAGCUCAAGAGCGGUGCCCUCAUGGAAAACGGCCCUCGCAUUCCGCGCGAGGUUUUCCGUGGCCACAUCAAGCUUCUGGACGAGCUCGGUCGCGGUGCUUUUGGCAUCGUCUACAAAGCACUACUUGAGGAGCCUGGCAUGCCGGGUUUCUUGGUGGCCUGCAAGAGUCUGCACGAGUCCAACGGUGGCGGUGCCAUGCGCGAGCUACUGGAGGAGGCGGCCGUGACGGCUCAGUUUGAACACCCCAACGUGGUCCACCUCAUCGGCGUGGUCUCAGUGGGAAAGCCCCUUUUGGUUCUUCUCGACUUUUACGAACGCGGGGACCUACGCAGCCAUCUAAUGGCCAAUGCAGAUGGUCUCAGUGCUGUGCAACGCGCACACUUUGCUUAUCAAUGCGCAGCUGGCUUGGAGCACGUGCAUGGUUUCGGCUUUAUUCAUCGCGACAUUGCCGCACGUAAUGUGCUCCUGUCGAGCGACCUUACGUGCAAGCUUUCAGACUUUGGCUUGGCCCGUGAGCAGCCGAGCAGUGAUGACUCGCACGAGGCCUACUACCGCAUGCGCUCGGGGAAUCUGCCCGUGCGCUGGUCGGCCCCCGAGGCAUUGGAUGAUCAGAAGUUCUCUCAGGCCUCAGAUAUCUGGAGCUUGGGCAUCUUGAUGUACGAGAUUUACACCAACGGCGAAAUGCCCUACAAGGGGUGGAGCAAUCAGCGCGUGUGGGUUGAGGUGGCAUCUGGGUUUCGUCUGGCCCGCCCAGAGUUGUGCCAUGCGGCUGUUUACGAGGUGAUGCAGGACUGCUGGAAGUCACUGGCUGCUGAUCGGCCAAGCGUGGAUGCCGUGGUGGCGCAGAUUGGCCGGAUUCUGGAGGAGACCAUGGGCUUUGCGGGUCACCUGCGCACAUCACCGUUGCCCGACACCAUGACAAACGCAGACACGACCAAGCGCGGCAUCUUCGAAUCGCUGAAGCGUUUGACGCAGACCAAGAAGCGCCGCAGCAGCAGCAGCAACGAGGGUAAGUCGCCCAAUUCGAAGCGUCGCUCGACUGUGGCCACUCUUUUGGAAGACCUGCACGAGGUCUUCCACGACGAGGGUGCUGAGGACCAGUUUGAGCCCGUGUACUUGGAAGAUCGGGCCUUGUACGACGUUGGUGCAAACCGAGAGAUGUACGAGGACGAGGACGCGGAUGAUCUUCCCUCUGCCACGAUGGAGGAGAGUGCACUGCGAGGCGGCCGGCGUAUUUAUGACAGCGAAGCCAACAUGAAUCGUGAUUUAGCGGCCUCGGCACAGCGUGUUGCAGAUCCCUCCUCUGUAGGUCGGCGCGUGUAUGUUCAAGGCUACGGUGAGGGUGUGUUGCGUUUUUACGGCCAACACGAGGACCCAGCUCGUGGAACGCGGUGCGGCGUCGAGCUCGACGAGCCUGUGGGGCGCAACAACGGCACUGUCAAGACGGGCCUGGCGGCGUUGAGCAAUGAGAUCGUUGAGAAGCUCGCGGUUGCCCUCUUCUGUGUGUGGUACGCGCUGUUGCAGACCGGCCGAGGAGAGAAAGCAAAAGUCAAGCAUGAGAACUUCAAGGAGAGGCAAUACUGCUGCCGCCCAUCACGGCCAAGGCGGUGA